ACAGUAUGUUUCGUUCGCCCGCGGUGGACAGACGUUUUUCAUGUGUUAUCGGAUUCGACUUUAAAGAAAAAAUCGUGAUAUUGAAUUUUUAAAUAACGAGUGUCUAUUUAUACACAUGUGCCUUAGUUUUAGAAUAAGACAUUUGGUGCAUUUUUUGUCGUAGACAAGUCAUAUUAUUGUGUGAAUGUUGAAGUUGUUUUGCAGAUUUUAGCGUCUUUGGGUUGUCUGGUCUGCUGGUGCAUAAUGAAAGCGAAGUGUUCAGUUGAAGCGCAGAAUGCCGAUCGCGCCGCGCGGCCCUCCGCCCGUGUCCACGCCGCCUUACCACCAGCCGCUCCGUAGAAGACCUAGCUUAGAUCUCAAGUGUCCUUCUAUAGUCUAAAGUUUUAUACUCCUCUUUUAUACCGAUCCGUUGUUUUAAGUACGCACAGUGCUAGUGUUAAGUAUCGCGCGCGCGUGAGUGUAUGUGUGUCGAUGGUUCGGCCGACAUGGGAAAAUCCUCGGCGCGAACACAUGGCCAAGACAAUGAACGGAGAAUCAAAGCUAACAACAGGGAGUACAACGCGCAGUUUCGCUACGCUAACAACUACAUCAAAACAUCGAAGUACUCCAUCGUGACAUUCCUGCCGCUGAAUCUGCUCGAGCAGUUCCAGCGGCUGGCAAAUUUCUACUUCCUGUGUUUGUUGGUGCUGCAGCUAAUCCCGGCCAUCUCGUCGCUCACGCCCAUCACCACCGCCAUCCCGCUCAUAGGCGUGCUGUCGCUCACUGCCAUCAAGGACGCGUACGACGACUUUCAACGACACCAGAACGACUCGCAAGUGAACCACCGUCGCGCGAAGACCCUGCGCAAUGGCAAGCUGGUGGAGGAGAAGUGGGCGUCGGUGCAGGUCGGUGACGUCAUCCGGCUGGAGAACGACCAGUUCGUGGCCGCGGAUAUCUUGCUGCUCAGCAGCUCAGAGCCCAACGGCUUGUGUUACAUCGAGACUGCGGAGUUGGACGGGGAGACGAAUUUGAAAUGUCGUCAGUGCCUUCCCGAGACGGCCGCCAUGGCUCAGGACGACGCACAACUGGGCGCCUUCGACGGCGAAAUCGUCUGCGAGACGCCCAACAACCUACUUAAUAAGUUUGAAGGGACGUUGAGCUGGCGCGAGCAGCAUUUCUCGCUGGAUAACGACAAGAUUCUGCUGCGCGGCUGCGUGUUGCGCAACACCUCGUGGUGUUACGGCGUGGUGGUGUUCGCUGGGAAGGACACCAAGCUGAUGCAGAACUCCGGCAAGACCAAGUUCAAACGCACCAGCAUAGAUAGGCUACUUAAUUUUCUUAUUAUAGGGAUAGUUUUCUUCCUCCUGUCAAUGUGCGUAUUCUGCACGGUGGCGUGCGGCAUAUGGGAGUGGCUGGUGGGGCGGUACUUCACCGCGUACCUGCCGUGGGACACGCUGGUGCCCAGCAGCGACCCCACCAUGGGUGCCGUGGUCAUCGCCUUCCUCGUCUUCUUCUCCUACGCCAUCGUCAUGAACACUGUCGUGCCUAUAUCGCUCUAUGUGUCUGUUGAGGUAAUAAGAUUCGCACAGAGUUUCUUAAUAAAUUGGGAUGAGAAGAUGUAUUACGAUAAAACUGGUACUGCGGCGAAGGCGCGGACAACAACGUUGAACGAGGAACUUGGGCAAAUUCAGUACAUAUUCUCAGAUAAAACGGGUACUCUGACACAAAACAUAAUGACGUUCAACAAGUGCUCGAUUGCGGGCAUAUGUUACGGCGACGUCGUGGACGAAGUCACGGGCGAGACCAUCGAACUCACAGAGGCGCGCGGCUCGCGCGGAGCGGCGCGGCGGAGCGCGGCCCGCGCGCGGCUGCUCGACGCCGAGCACGAGCAGGGCCGCAGCACGCCCGGGGCGCGCAAACCCACGAACGGAGCGCAUAACACAGAGCCUCUGGAUUUCUCCUUCAACCCGGAGUACGAGCCUGAGUUCAAGUUCUUCGACUCGACUCUCCUGGAAGCGGUGAAGAGGGGGGAUCCGGAAGUGCAUGAUUUUUUUCGUCUCCUCGCGCUUUGCCACACUGUCAUGCCGGAACAGAAGAACGGGCGGUUAGAAUACCAGGCGCAGUCUCCCGACGAGGCGGCGCUGGUAUCGGCCGCCAGGAAUUUUGGUUUUGUGUUCAGAGAACGCUCGCCUAAUAGUAUUACAAUAGAAGUUAUGGGGAAUACAGAGGAGUAUGAUUUGUUAUGUAUAUUAGAUUUUAAUAAUGUUAGAAAAAGAAUGUCCGUGAUAUUGAGGAAGGAUGGUGAAAUUAGGUUAUAUACAAAAGGUGCUGAUAAUGUAAUAUACGAGAGAUUAAAAUCAAAUCAAGCAGAAGUUAAGACGAGAACACAGGAGCAUUUAAAUAAAUUCGCGGGCGAAGGCCUGCGCACACUAGCGCUCGCGUGGCGGCCGCUGGAGGAGCGCGGCUUCGCGGAGUGGAAGCGGCGCCACCAGGCGGCGGCGCUGGCGCUGCACGACCGCGACGAGCAACUUGACGCCAUCUACGAGGAGAUCGAGACUGACCUCAUGUUGAUGGGUGUCACUGCUAUAGAAGACAAAUUACAAGACGGUGUACCAGAAACGAUAUCGAAUCUCAGUAUGGCAGGAAUCAAAGUCUGGGUACUUACUGGAGACAAACAAGAGACUGCAAUAAACAUCGGGUACUCGUGCCAGCUGUUGACGGACGAGAUGGCUGAAGUGUUCGUCAUUGACGGACUGCUUUACGAUGACGUGGAGCGGCAGUUGGCCAAAUGCCGGGACUCCAUCCGGGUCGUCAACACCUUUCUGCCGCACGAUACAAGGGGCGUUAUCCUGAACAGUGGCAGUAACCGGUGUGUGUAUGUGUCAGGUGCGGACAAGACCGGCCCGGAGGCGAACGGCGACAGCCGUCCGUCGCCGGUGCGCGCCAACGUCAAACUGAACGCGCCCGCCGUCUCCGUCGUCACUUUUAGGUGGGGACAUAACACAAUACCACACGACAGCAACGAGUACGUGUCAGGCGGUGGGCCGUACGCUGAGUCGCACGAGCCCACCAACGACGACACCAAUGGGUUUGCGAUCGUCAUCAACGGACACUCGCUCGUACACUGCCUGCAUCCCAAACUUGAAGACAGGUUUCUAGAGGUAGUGCUGCAGUGCCGCUCGGUGAUCUGCUGCCGCGUGACGCCGCUGCAGAAGGCGAUGGUGGUGGAGCUCAUCAAGAAGAGCCGCAAGGCCGUCACGCUCGCCAUCGGCGACGGCGCCAACGACGUCUCCAUGAUUAAAGCGGCGCACAUCGGCGUCGGGAUCUCGGGGCAGGAAGGCAUGCAAGCGGUGCUGGCGUCGGACUACUCCAUAGCGCAGUUCCGCUUCCUGCAGCGCCUGCUGCUGGUGCACGGCCGCUGGUCCUACUACCGCAUGUGCAAGUUCCUGCGGUACUUCUUCUAUAAGAACUUCGCGUUCACCGUCUGCCAUUUCUGGUUCGCGUUCUUCUGCGGAUUUAGUGCGCAGACGGUGUUCGACGAGAUGUUCAUAUCGGUGUACAACCUGUUCUACACGUCGCUGCCGGUGCUGGCGCUGGGCGUGUUCGAGCAGGACGUGGCGGACAGCACGGCGCUGCAGUUCCCCAAGCUGUACGCGCCCGGCCACACCAGCCAGCUCUUCAACAAGGCCGAGUUCAUCAAGUCCACGCUGCACGGCUGCUUCACGUCGCUCGUGCUGUUCCUCAUCCCUUACGGUACUUACAAAGAUGGAUUGGCGCCGGAUGGCAAGGUCUUAUCGGACCACAUGUUAUUAGGAAGCGUCGUAGCUACUAUUUUAAUCAUAGAUAACACGACACAGAUCGCGCUGGACACGACGUACUGGACGGUGUUCAAUCACAUCACGAUCUGGGGCUCGCUGGUGUCGUACUUCGUGUUGGACUACUUCUACAACUACGUGAUCGGCGGGCCGUACGUAGGGUCGCUCACGGUCGCACUCACGCAGCCCACCUUCUGGUUCACUGCAGUUUUAACUAUGAUAAUCCUGAUGGUGCCGGUGGUGUCGUGGCGGCUGGCGUGGUCGUGGACGCGGCCGACGCUGGGCGAGCGUCUGCGCGCGCGCCAGCGUCGCCGCGCGCCGGCCGCGGCCCCGCGCACGCCCUCCGCGCGCCGCGCGCGCCGCUCCGUGCGCUCGGGCUACGCCUUCGCGCACCAGGAGGGCUUCGGCCGCCUCAUCACGUCCGGCAAGAUCAUGCGCCGCAUCCCGCACGCCGACGCGGCGCUGUCGGCGCUGGCGGCGCUGCCGGGCAAGUUCCACGCGCGCCCGCCCUCGCCGCCGCCGCCCUCGCCGCCGGAGCCGCCGCCCCACGCCCCGCUCGACGCCCCGCGCGCGCCCACGCAGAACCUCGCCACGGUCGACUUAUGAGCCGCGGCUCGCAUUGUGAUAACGUUGAUAGAUUUAAAGAUUCGUAUUAUAUUAUUGCCUAUAUUAAAUUAUAUUUGUUGAUCGAAAUAUAUAUUGAUAGAUAUUUAUUACGAUACGUACUAAGAUUACUCUUUUGUAUUGGAGGAGCGUAGCUAGUUUUCGUAAUGUUCCUUUCCGUGUGUAGACGUGCAUAGUUUCGUUGCCGUCGACUCGCGCGCGUCGCGAGGACGCGAACAUUUUUAAAAGUGAAUAGAAUUUCUACUGAACCCUUAAUGUAUAAAUAGUUAGAUUUUUAUUGUUUCCUCAUACUGUUACAUUCGUCGGUUGGCGGCGUCCGCGGCGGGCGGCUCACUUGUACUUAGUUCGUCCUUACGACCCCGCGAGGUCACUUUAUAUUUUCACUUCUUAUUGUAGCUACCUGCCCGCCCUCCGCCUCAGUCGACCGGCUCUAUUUGUUGAGCUUUAAGUAUUAAGUUUUACUUGCUUUUUUUUACUUAUUUUCAGUGUCUGAGAUCAUAGUAAGUUGUCAACUUAAACCAAAUAAAUUGAAACCACGAACAGUCAAUAUAUUUUAUGAAUUAUGAAAGAUACAUUGUUAACUAUAUGAUACAAUCCGAAAUAAAACUGCUGAUUGAAACAUUUCCUAAUGUAAGUAUUUUUUUAAUGUUCUUUCAUAUUUUUAUAUGUAUUUUCUGAUUUACUUGAAUAUAAUCAUUUAAUUCGUCAAUUUUACUACAUGUAGUAGCUUUUGUUACCUAAACUAUUUGUAAGUACUUUUCACUCUCUAUUGUGAUUAGUGCCAAAGUUACCAACAUUAUGUUAUUACGUCACCUUCUAACCAUCAUACAAAAUAAAGAUGGUUUGUUCGCACAUAAUUAAUAUAAAAUGUUGACUGUCCGUGCAUGAAAUCAAUGUUAUAUAUUUGCUUUGGAUUAUUUUUUUUUAAUAAAAAUGUAAUUCUUAUAAAAAU
Messenger RNA from Plodia interpunctella (Indianmeal moth), 5370 nucleotides. It is a transcript of the gene ATP8B, whose product is annotated as ATPase 8B. The record is from RefSeq and is a predicted model, not a curated record. Lineage: Eukaryota; Metazoa; Arthropoda; Insecta; Lepidoptera; Pyralidae. The transcript is spliced from 25 exons. Bases 462 to 4400 code for a protein of 1312 amino acids. Gene Ontology annotation, cellular component: trans-Golgi network; plasma membrane. Gene Ontology annotation, biological process: phospholipid translocation; Golgi organization. Gene Ontology annotation, molecular function: ATPase-coupled intramembrane lipid carrier activity; ATP binding; ATP hydrolysis activity.